Molecule: messenger RNA, 1200 nt
Organism: Kalmanozyma brasiliensis GHG001
Lineage: Eukaryota; Fungi; Basidiomycota; Ustilaginomycetes; Ustilaginales
Exons: 1
Coding region: 1-1200 (399 amino acids)
Source: RefSeq, a predicted model, not a curated record
AUGUGGUUUCGAUCUUUGCCCCUCUUCUUGCUGGCCAUCCUGGGCCUGGCCCUGUCCGCCGCGGCCAACAAGCCCCUUGCCGCAGUCGCCUUUGUCGACGUGAAGUUCGACGACAAAGCCGCCAUCUGGACCCUCCUGCUUGAUCCUCGUUAUCGCAAAGUGGUCGCCAUCACCUCGGGCAUCAAUGCGCACGAUCAAGCCGCGUACGAGCUGUACCGUUAUGUGCACGAUCAGAACAACACGCCCUACCGCAAGGUGGAUAUGAGCAAGCUGGAGAUCUUGCAAGGAACGAACGCGCUUGGACGCGCAGCUCCGCACGAGGAGUGGUGGGCGGGCUUGCCUCGAUGGGUCGUGAACGCUGCGACGGAGCAGACGUUGGUUCAAGGACUUCACGGGUAUCGUCUACGAAUCUUCCAGCUGGCUCCGACGGCGCCGUACCAGAUCGAAGCGGUGCUGCAGGCAACGCAGCCAGGCGACGUCGAGAGCUUCAUGCUGCUCCACGGGUACAACUCCGGUCAGGCGAGCAAGGCGCAGGAGACGGCAUUCCUGCGCAGCCUCCGCGCCUCUGUUCGAGCAAAGAACCCGCAAGCAGAGGUGUUUUUCACCUCUUCGCUGGACAGCUAUGCGCGGGGCGAUGGGGGUAAACAGCCGUACGCGGCGAUUCGACACAUAUUCCCGCAGCGCGAUCUGGAUCAGGCGAUGAGGGAUCCGUUCUGGUCUCGCCAGCUACUUCGUGCGCAUGAGGCGGGUGUAAACAUCCCCCCUUUCCCCGUGCAGGACAAGCAGCAGCUCGACGAGAUCAUCUACAACGCGAGGGUCCACCCGGAGUACCCUACGAGCGCGCAGUGGCGGCGCUACAUGACGGACUACAUCCAGAGCGCGCUGAGGGCUAACCCGAAUGCAGAUCAUAUGACGCUGACGAGGCUGAAGUAUACGCAUCUGCCCGAGUUCUCGGGCGCCCCGACGCUGGAGCUCGCCGAUGCAAGUCACGUCGCUGCGUUUCAUCGGUAUCUAGACGAGGGGUCGCGCAGUGGGAUGCACGUGCAUCCGGUAGCUUACCCCCCAGGUCCGCAUGAGGCGGGCAAGCGGGUCGGGUUUGUGUCGGCUGCGGGCAACGAGCUGCACGGAGUCUUGCUCAAGGGCGCAGACCGAGAUCAGGAUCUGGAGUACAUCAAGCGUCUGGCUGGCAUCCCGCACUGA